ACCUUCUCUAGUUCUCUGUUUCGAAAGGCCCUACAAAAAGGAGGGCCUCCGCAGAGAGCAGCGAAAGUGAGCUUUGAAAAGACCGAAGUCUUGAAAGUGUGAUAGAAGAAAUGGCGGACGAAUUGGCUCUAGACUUGGAAGAGCUUCGUCACCUCCAAAGCAUCGCCAAGAGGCCUCGCAUCGUCUCUUUCAUCUCCUCCGAGAUCCGCAACCUCCAGAAGUUGUCAAAAGAGACUGUCUCCGCGCCUCUCUCGCAAAUUCCAACUCCUAUUUCAACUGCACCUAAGGUGUCCUCGGACCCGGCUUUGAAAUAUGUUACACUCGGAUCAUUCAGCUGGGAUCAGGACAAUGACAAAGUCAAGAUAUAUGUAUCCCUUGAGGGAGCUGAGCAUGAAAAAAUCGAAACUGAGUUUAAGCCAACGUCCAUUGAUGUCAAAUUUCAUGAUGUCCAAGGGAAGAACUACCGAUGUGCCAUAGCUAAAUUGAACAAGGAGAUUAUUCCGGAUAAGUGUAAGGUGGUAGUUAAGCCUACAAGGGUGAUUAUCACAUUGUUCAAAGCAUCAAAAGGGAACUGGUUAGAUUUGCAGUUUAAAGAGGACAAGUUGAAACCAAAUCUGGAUAAAGAUCGAGACCCCAUGGCUGGAAUCAUGGAUUUAAUGAAAAAUAUGUACGAGGAAGGGGACGAUGAAAUGAAACGAACAAUUGCAAAAGCAUGGACUGAUGCGAGGUCUGGCAAAACAGCCGACCCUUCAAAGGGAUAUCCUUGAGACUAGACUAUGGACUAUGGUGGGAAGUUUUGAUAGUUAUGACUGGAUGGUGUUUGGCGUGUACAUGGUUUCGCAAUGGUUUGGUGGUCCA
Juglans microcarpa x Juglans regia is the source of this 858-nucleotide messenger RNA. RefSeq names its product calcyclin-binding protein-like. The transcript has 5 exons. The coding region runs from base 111 to 767 and encodes 218 amino acids. The record is from RefSeq and is a predicted model, not a curated record. Gene Ontology annotation, molecular function: ubiquitin protein ligase binding; tubulin binding; S100 protein binding. Lineage: Eukaryota; Viridiplantae; Streptophyta; Magnoliopsida; Fagales; Juglandaceae.